Messenger RNA from Polyodon spathula (Mississippi paddlefish), 871 nucleotides. Its product is annotated as SIN3-HDAC complex-associated factor-like. The coding region runs from base 112 to 783 and encodes 223 amino acids. The record is from RefSeq and is a predicted model, not a curated record. Gene Ontology annotation, biological process: negative regulation of cell migration. The transcript has 6 exons. NCBI's taxonomy places the organism in Eukaryota, Metazoa, Chordata, Actinopteri, Acipenseriformes, Polyodontidae.
GGGGGGCGGCGGGUUCUGUUUCUGUAUCGUGUAAGUGAGUUGGCAGAGUUUGGAUUUGCAUCUUGAAGACAUCGUUUAGGCGAUUACUUUUAAAUAUAUUAAACAAGGAAGAUGUUUGGAUUCCAUAAGCCAAAGAUGUACCGGAGUAUAGAUGGGUGCUGUAUCUGCAGAGCCAAGUCCUCAAGCUCUCGCUUUACUGACAGCAAGCGGUAUGAAAAGGACUUUCACAGUUGUUUUGGGCUGCAUGAAAAUCGUUCUGGAGAAAUCUGUAACGCUUGUGUGCUACUUGUGAAGAGGUGGAAGAAGCUACCGGUGGGAUCUAAAAAGAACUGGAAUCACGUGGUAGAUGCAAGAGGUGGACCAAGUUUAAAAACUGCCGUAAAGACAAAGAAAAUGAAGUCUCUGACCAGAAGAAUAAGGUCAGGCCAGAUCAGCAAACUCAAGAAGGGAUUAAAACGACAAAAUUCUGAUGCCCACAGUACCACAUCAAGUGCCUCCCCAGCUCAGUCCCCAAGCUACAGCAAUCACUCCGACGAGGGAUCUGACACAGAGCUGGGCACAGGCUCCGGCAGGAUGCCCGUCUUCUCCUUCCUUGACCUUACAUACUGGAAAAGACAGAAGGUGUGUUGCGGGAUAAUCUACAAGGGCCGUUUUGGUGAGGUCCUUAUUGAUCCCCAUCUCUUCAAACCCUGUUGCAGCAAUAAAAAGGAGGUGGUAGAAACCCAGAAUACACAAGGCCUGCUGUCCCCAUCAAUCAUAAAAGAGGAGGAUGAAGAGUGGUGACCCACUACACCCACAGUUCCUGAAUCGGUGGAAUUCUGAAAAAGCUUUGGGUGGUUUGAGCAGAUCAAACACUAUUUUUUUAAUUCCC